This is a messenger RNA of Lynx canadensis (Canada lynx), 3692 nucleotides long. RefSeq names its product MAF bZIP transcription factor F (gene MAFF). Lineage: Eukaryota; Metazoa; Chordata; Mammalia; Carnivora; Felidae. Gene Ontology annotation, molecular function: DNA-binding transcription factor activity, RNA polymerase II-specific; RNA polymerase II cis-regulatory region sequence-specific DNA binding. Gene Ontology annotation, cellular component: nucleus. The coding region runs from base 1917 to 2405 and encodes 162 amino acids. Gene Ontology annotation, biological process: regulation of epidermal cell differentiation; regulation of transcription by RNA polymerase II. The transcript is spliced from 4 exons. The record is from RefSeq and is a predicted model, not a curated record.
GCCACCCCCCCCCCCCCCCCGCCAAAGCUCAGUGGGGGAACAGUGCUGUGAUUGAUUAGUGAUGCCUGCAGAGAGAGUGGAGGGGGUGGGGGCGAUGGGGAGGUAAGCCAGCCAUUUGCAGCUCCUGACCUUGUCUAAGUCUCUUGUAUCUUACGUGCUUAGACUGUUAUGAUUGUCCCCACCCUACAAGUGAAGAAACCAAGGCCCAGAGAUUCCCCUCUUGUCUGUGGGUCAGGCCGUGCUUCCGAGGUUCUGCAUCAGCCACAGCACCCAGGGCUCAGCACCUAGCACCCAACGGGCUCUCAGUUAACCUGCUUCACCUCUCCUAUCAGGUCUCUCUGUGGGUGACCCUGGACUACCCUAUUGACCUCUCUGGGCAUUAACCUCACAGAGCCGUCAGGAGGACCAGGCUGAUGCUGUUAUGAAAGGGGUCCGGAUCCAGCUCUGGGUCCUUUACACGUGUUCAGAAUCCACCCCCCCCCCGGCCCCCGCCAACUUGGGGGGGAGGCAGCCACUCACCUGCCGUGUGACUUCAGGCAAGAGAUGCCCCUCCGUGGGUCUCCACCUCCUCGUGGGUGAAGUGAGGAUGCAGGGCUGGGUGCUCUCCGAGGGCCUUUCCCGUGUGACCCCAGCCGGCCUGGGGACCCUGAGUCAAAGCAAGGUCCCAGUGCGGGCUACCAGCCUGACCCCUCCUGGACGGACUCAGCGAUUCUAAUGACCCCCAGGUGCUCACUGACCUCUGCGUUCUAUACCACUUGGUUCCUCCAAAACCCUGCUCGGCGGGUAUCGUUCUGAUCCCACAGUAGGAAAAGUGGAGGCCCAGAGAGGUGCAGUGCCUUGCCCGAGGCCACACAACCCGGAGAAGACAGAGACGGGACUCAAACCCAGGCUCGACUCCAUCCAGUGCUCCUUCCUUCCCAUAGCCCACCUGGGGGCCCAGCAUCGUGAGGGCAGAAUCCCUUCUGCUCCCUUCCCGUCUCCCUAGCCUCUGUGUUCUAUUCUUGCCAGGCAGAAGAAGGCGGCAGGUAGAACGGGGGAAGAGUUGGAGACGGGCACGGGGAGGUUUUCUCCUGGACAGUGUUCAGCUAGGCUCGGGCUUGGCGUUCGCUUCGGACACUGACAAGCCGGGUCGUGGUGUCAGACCACCCACCCACGUCUCACCAGCGCCUGCUCCCUGCCGGGCCCGGGGCUGGUGGCCUCGGCACCCAGAACUGCUCCGGCCCCGUUUCUGCCGCAGAGCUCCCUGUCAGGUGGGGAGACAACGAGGAAAUAGACGAUCACAAGAUGGGGGGGGAUGUGCGAGGGUGGGCGGCACCCGUGACGUUCUUACGGAUCAGGGAGGGCUUCCUGGAGGAGGAGUUGUCUGGGCCCAGGGCAGAAGGAUGAGUGGGAGUCUGCCAGAUAAAGUCAGGGGGAGACGUGUCACGGGGCGUGGGGUUGCCCAGGGGCCAUACGGUGUGGGAGGGAGGAAGUGAAAGAAACUCUGACUGAGCUGCCAGAUGGGGGCGGGCAGUGAUGGCAGACGGGCCUCAGGUGCCGCGCAGGUGGGCCUGGACCCUGUUCAGGGCUAGUAAGGGGCCAUGGAAGGUUUUCAUCUGGGUGGUGACGUGGUCACAGUCACCGGUGGAAAGAACGUCCAGUUGCUGUGAAGAGGAUGAGCGGAGGCCAGCAGAGAAGCAUUCUAGGCCCUUCCCAGUGUUUGGCAUACCGUAGAUGCUCGAUAAAUAGUUGCCGAAGGAACACGGAGGUUUCAGGCCUAUGGAGGAUACACUGAAGGCCCCUGGGCCCCUCCUCAGUUGAGGUCUGACUGCCCUGCCUGACCAGGGUGGUGCUGAAUUCGUGCUUGCGGCUGCCGGGCAGAGGAAGCUUCUCCAAGACAAACUUUGGUCUCAGCCCAGAGGGCACCUUCUGCAAACAUGUCUGUGGACCCCUUAUCCAGCAAAGCCCUGAAGAUCAAGCGUGAGCUGAGCGAGAACACGCCGCACCUGUCAGACGAGGCCCUGAUGGGGCUGUCGGUGCGCGAGCUGAACCGGCACCUGCGCGGGCUCUCGGCCGAGGAGGUGACGCGGCUCAAGCAGCGACGUCGCACGCUCAAGAACCGCGGCUACGCGGCCAGCUGCCGCGUGAAGCGCGUGUGCCAGAAGGAGGAGCUGCAGAAGCAGAAGUCGGAGCUGGAGCGCGAGGUGGACAAGCUGGCGCGCGAGAACGCGGCCAUGCGCCUGGAGCUCGACGCGCUGCGCGGCAAGUGCGAGGCGCUGCAGGGCUUCGCGCGCUCGGUGGCCGCCACCCGCGGCCCGGCCGCGCUCGUGGCGCCAGCCAGCGUCAUCACCAUCGUCAAGUCGGCCCCCGGCCCGGGCCCCGCCCCCGCCCCCGCCCCCGGCCCCGCCCCCGCCGCCUGCUCCUAGUGCCCGCCCCGCCCGGCCACGCCCGUUCCAGGCCACGCCCCUCCGACCCCCGCUUCCUUCCCAAAGUGCCUAAGCGUGGUCUCUGUCCCUUGGUGCCAUUUCUCUGCAGCCACCAGCUCUUGUGGUGAACACAUGUUCCCUCCCGAGCCUGCUGUCUUCCUCGUUGUAGCCCCUAUAACCGGGACCCAAUAGGUGGCCCUGGGGUGGGGCACCUUUGGUGAGAAUGGUAGGGUGGGGUUGGCGCCUGGGGUCUCUUUUGGCGGAGAGAGUCCUGCCUUCUUGGACUGGGAGGAUGGAAUACAGAGCAGAUUAGAGAAGGGCUGUCGGGGAGAAGAGGGCCACCCCUCAUUGUGUAAACUGUUUGCUCAGAUCGUGCCACAGCCCCGCCUCCCCCCAGGAUUUAGGAAUAUGUCCUCUCCCGGGGCUGAGAAGGGAAGGUCAGUUAACAGAUGGGGACACCGUCCUCCAGCAGACAUGCCAGUGCCCAAGGCCAUCUGUGCUUAGUGGUUGAGCUGGAAAAGCUAGGCUUUCUUACUGCUGCCCCGAGAUUCCAGCCAGGGGAUCCCGCCGGGGGUUGGCAGGGGGCUUGUGGACACGGCCUGGAAAGGGUGAUGGAAGGGCCUCCCUGACCCGGGAGCCGCCUCUGUGAGUUAGGGGAAGAGAAGUAGAAGGCCAGAGAAGGUGAUACAGAUGGAAGAGAUGGAAGGAGCUGGCCAGCCAAAGAGAAAGGGGACCAAGGAGGUGACCACCCACUGUGGCAGGUGGGAAGACAGAUGCUCAAGUCCUGCAGCCAGGGGAGGGGGUCCUGAGAAGGGAAGGGUCCCACCCCUCCCCCUGGGAAUGUCCACCGUGGCUUAGGGGCUGGCCACUGUCGUUGAUUGCCAUUCUCCUGGGAAGCCCAGCCCCAGCCCCAACCCUCCCUGCGCCUCCCUCUCCCCCCCCCCCGCCCCGCCCCGCCCCACAAUACGGUUGUCCCUCCCCGCUGUUUAUUUAUUGCACGAAUCUAAGUUAUUCUCCCCAGCCAGAAACCUAGCGCCCACUCCCUGGGAAAAGCGGUGUGUGGCCCUGCGCUGGACUUUAUAUUUUAUAUCUGCAAAUAAAUCACAUUUUAUCUUAUAUUUAGGGAGAGCCGGAUGGCAACGACCAAAAAAUGUUAAAAAAAAAAAAACGCAAAAAAUUCGCCCGGCCCCUAGAAUUUAUUUAUUUUCUGACUUACAGUAAGCGACUUAUCCGCCUUCUGUAUUUUGUAGACUUUCUGAAUAAAGUCGAGUUCUCUUUUUCCACGGA